UUCCGGUUAUGUAGCAUAGGGGUUCUCGUAGCCAUUUGCACGGCCGCCGCGGUCAUUCCAUGGGACGCUGACGCUAAAUCGUUGGUUGUAUAUUCGAGAACGGAAAUCAAUUCUAUUGUGCUAUUUAUUUCUAACGACGUCUAAAUAUCAACUAUCUUCUCGUAACAGCCAUCAUUUUCUCGCAUAGUAAGUUUGGAUCUUAGGCAGCUCAGUGUGUGUUAGGUGCAAGAAAAGAUUCUUCAUCAGUGGACAUUAUUACAAUGACUUGGCGCAGUUAACUACUCCUUUUCUGCUUCUCCAUUUCAUUGUCCUUCGUUGAUGGGCCCUUUCCUGCUCGGUCAUCUUUGUUCUCAUCGACUUCUUAUCUUUCGUCGUACCUUUUAGCUGUGAGUGAAGAAAGAAGAAGUUUCUCAAGUUUCUAAAGUCGAAGAUACUUGAAAAAAAAAUAAAAGAUCUACCAAAAAUGAGUGUGAUAAUAAGACUACAGAAUCUAGCAUGGUCUGCCAACGCUUUGGACAUCCGCCAAUUUUUCAGAGGGCUCAGUAUACCGGAAGGUGGAGUACAUAUUGUCGGUGGCGAACUGGGAGACGCGUUUAUAGCGUUCAGCACGGACGAGGAUGCACGGCAGGCUAUGAUGCAAGAUGGGGGUAAGAUCAAGGAGAUGAAAAUAAAGCUGUUGCUAAGUUCGCGCACGGAAAUGCAGAAGGUUAUCGAAGCGGCGAGACAACAAACGUUGCACCUUCAAUCGUUUAUACAGACAGCGGCAGCGGCAGCACCACCGGUUGCAGUACCAACUCCAGUAGUUUCUGCUAAGCCUGCAUCACCGAACGAUAGAAGGGAAAAGGACAAUGACAGCGAAUCGAGUAAGGAUCGAAAGGAGAGACGCGAUAGAUCGAGAUCGAGAGAUAGGUCACGUUCGCGAGAUCGUGACAGGGAUCGGGAUAGACGUGACAGGGAUAGGAAUCGUGAUCGUAGACGUCGAGACAGAAGCAGAUCGAGAGACAGAGAACGCGAUCGUCGCGACAGACGUCGUCGUCGUGAUCGUUCAAGAUCUCGCGACCGUACCCGUUCUAGGGAUAGGGACGUUAAACGUAAUUCGACGGGAGAACGUCGUAAAGAUGCUACAGACGAUGAUAAUAAUGACGUGGUAUGCGUAGGACAAUUUCACAAAGAUAAUAAAUCCGCGUCUGGUGGCGUUGGCGGUGGUGGUGGUGGAGUUGGUUCGCUGAAGAAACCUCCUAUCGUUGAAAAUGGUAUAUGGGAAGUACCACCUCAGACCCAAAUGCAAGCAACCCUCUUAACACCGGGAAUUUUAGGAGCGGGCGUGGCCGCUUUGUCGCAAGAUGGCGAGCAACGAUCCAUGACCUUUGGUAAUUCCGUUCUAGGACAGCAAUCAUUGCUACAAUCGAAUCAGUUCUCCUUGAACGGUUUGAACGGUGUCGGAAAUCUUAUGCAGCCACAUGUUCAGACAUUAACCGGCCAUGCGGUCGGUAUGAAUUCACUUCCUCCAAACUUAGCUAACGCGUCUCUGCCAAGCCUCAACAGCGGUAUGGGUAAUUUAAAUCGUCCAAAAGAACCUUGGAGUCAAAACGAUCAGGGCAGAAUGGAUCAAGUCAGAUUUCCAGGUAGAGCGAACCAAUUUGGAUCACAGGAUGCUGCCGGCAUGUAUGGGGCCAAUAACGGUGCCAUUAAUUGUAGACCCGGUCUGAGACCAAAUAGCGUUUUUUUGAGCAAAGUACAGGAAUUAGAGGGUCGUCGUAAUCCACAUGCUUUCCAAGCUGUUGCCUCGGCUGCUGUUUCGCAAUAUGGUAACUUUGAAAAUGGUCCAGAUCGGCAAACGUCCGGACGAAAUUCCAACAGUUCCUCGAGAUUUUCUAAUGAUAAUAAAUCUAGCUCUAGCGGUUAUUGUGUAGAAGUACGUAAUAUGCCAUUGAAUGCUACGUACACGGACGUAAGACAUGCAUUUCAAGGUAUCUUUAUCAGAAAAGAUGGUUUAAAAUUGAUCAAUGAUAAUCAUGGUAAUCGAGUCGGUAUUGCAUAUAUCAAGUUUAGCAAAGCGGAAGGUAAGGAAGUUGCUUUAUCAAUCCCAAGAUACGUUCGCGGUUCCGAAGUUGAAGUUCUUCAUUUGGACGAGAGCAUUUUCGAUAAAGCUGCAGAUUCUUAUGCACCGGAUAAAGAAGACGAAGCUGACGUCAGGACGUCUACUUGCAUUCUUUUGACGGAUCUACCGUCGUUCACCAAAGAAAUGGACAUAGCCAAAUUGUUCCACGACUGGAAGAUAAAUGACCUUUUUAUUACGAAUAUCAAGGAAUCCGGGAGUACGCAUUACGUGGCAUAUGUGCAAUUUGCUAGAUUAGAAGACGCUAAAUCGUCUCUCGGUACUUCUUUGAAGAUUGGUAACAAACAGGUAACUGCGACAGCCAUUUCCGAAGAUAAGUUUGCACAAGCAAAACGGGAACAUGAAAACGGAAUGAGCCAAAAUACUACCUCGGAUUGUAUAAUCAUGCGUGGUUUGUCAUUCCAAACGUUGGACCGAGACGUUCACGAUUACUUUUCCGAUAUUGGAAUCGUACCACGACGAACCCAUAUGAUAUUGAAUCAGAACGGUAAACCCACUGGCGAUUGUUUCUGCGAAUUCGAAACUACCGACGAAGCACUUAGGGCUACGGCGAAGAAUGGUGUGCCUUUUGGUAAGAACAUACCAACGAUCGAGCUCAUACCACGAGUUCACAUGUUAGAGACUCUUGAAAUGACCGAUCCCCAAUUGAUAGAGGCCCAGCAGCAGCAACAACAACAACAGCAUUAUCCACCACCGCAGGAUGCACGGCCAAGAUUUGCAGGACCCAUGCAAAAUCACAUGCCGCGUUUUGGUAAUUCGGCAUUUGGUCCCAGGUGUCCACCAGGUCUGAUGGGUAUACCGAGACAUAUGUUAGGUCGUCAUCCUGGUUCUAUGGACUACGUCGAGGGUUUCGGGAAACCUGGUUGCGUUCUUUCUUUAGAGAAUGUGCCAUUCAAGGCAGACAUUAACGAAAUAAUUGACUUUUUCGGUGAUUUCGACGUUAAACGGGAAAACGUUAUAAGACGUUACAAUGAAAGAGGUAUGCCUACGGGUGACGCCCGCGUAGCAUUUUCUUCACCUAGCGAAGCCCAACGAGCAUUGAGAGAAUUGAAGCAUUGCAAGAUGAGGGAUCGGACCAUAUACAUGAAAUUAGCGUGAGUGGAUGUUUCUGGUCGUGGGAACGACUCCAAGAAAUCGACUUUGCAAAGGAAAAUGAAAUAAUUUAUUAUUGGAAAAAUUAUCUCCAUUUCCUUUAUCAUUCGGCUCGGGGUUCGGCUCGGCGCUUGGUUAUAUUCUCUUUGUCACCCUUCGAUCAUUGCCGUUGAGAAAAAUAAAAUAAAUUUUUCCUUGCUCGUAAGCGGCACGAGCUUUUUUUAGGUAGAAAUAUUUUUUACGAAAAUAAUUAUGAUAAUAAUAUUAAUAAUAAUAAUAAUAAUAAUAAUAAUAAUAAUAAUAAUAAUAAUAUAAAUAUAAUAUAAUAUAAAUAUAUCAUCCGCGGUCGUAUUUUUCAUGGGUACACGAAACGAAGAUGGAACUGAGGAAAAAAACGCGUUUAUCCCUACAUUAUGCGUUUUGCCUGUUUGUAAAUAUGACGAAAGAGUUGAAAAAACAUUUUUUAAAUAAUAUCGUUUCAUCCUUGUUCGAUUCCAACGACCGAUGGUCGAUCUCUACGAUGACGUUGUUCCUCGUUAUAUGAAUUCCCAUUGAAAUAUGUUCGCUUAUAUAGAUAUAUAUAUAUAUAUAUAUAUAUAUAAUAGAUCAAAAAGAUAUCAUUGUGUUAUUUUCCAACGAGCUAGCUUAACUGUCCACGUUGUUAAUCCUUACGAAUGGUGAGAUCAUAGAGAAAUAGUGAGAGAAGGGGGAGGGAAUAAAUCUUAGGAAAAAUAUAAACGAUCAUUUCUACGUUGGUGGCACUAGCUCUUUUUAUUUCGUUUUAACUCAUUUAACUAAACUACGAUCAUAGUAUAUCUCUGCGUUCGUGUAAGCGUAUGCGUAUGCGUGUGCAUAAUUUGAACAAUUUAGAAAGUACGACGUUCAUUUGAAAUAUGCGUCAACGUGGCAUCUCGAGAUCCAUAUUUGUUAUAAAAUAUCAUUUCGUUUUGCAAAAUAAUCACGAUCAACGACAUCAUCCAAUUCCUUCCUCUAAUGAAGGUUACAAAGUAAUAUAAUAUACAUAUAUUACAAAAUAUGUCUUUUAAUUAACGGAAUUAUAAAUAAUCACCGACAUA
Molecule: messenger RNA, 4287 nt
Organism: Polistes canadensis
Lineage: Eukaryota; Metazoa; Arthropoda; Insecta; Hymenoptera; Vespidae
Exons: 4
Coding region: 464-3217 (917 amino acids)
Biological process (GO): regulation of RNA splicing
Cellular component (GO): nucleoplasm; ribonucleoprotein complex
Molecular function (GO): RNA binding
Source: RefSeq, a predicted model, not a curated record